AUGGAGGCGACCAAUUCCAAUCCAAGUCUACCAUUGAAUUCGAUCGACUCAAAUCAGGUGUUCCGACCAGACGCCUUCUUCUGGCGACGUACUAAUUCUCCCGACUACGCCAAUCUCAACCAAAUUCUUACUUUAACCUUGAUCAUCAAAGAUGUCCAUACUAUCAAAGAUGAAGACGUUGGCAAAUUUCUGAAACUUUUUGGCGCACAGUACCUUCCAUAUCUUAUAGGAGAAUGCGACAAUGACCCGUUGUCUCCAUAUGCCUUAUGGGUCUUAAUUGGUGGUGCGGAAGACAGCAGGUCAUCUUGGCAGGCAAGGGUAGACGCCAAGUUCUAUCGCACUCUGUUGGAUGACCAUAGAGGAUCCGAGUUCGAUCUUAAAUUCAAAGAAUUCCUACAAAAGAACUGCCAAUUUCUUCUCGAACUCUGUAAGAAGCCUGCAAGACCCGAAGCAGCCCCAGACGCACACACUCACGAACCUUGA
Messenger RNA from Sclerotinia sclerotiorum 1980 UF-70, 483 nucleotides. RefSeq lists its product with no specific name. The record is from RefSeq and is a predicted model, not a curated record. The transcript has a single exon. NCBI's taxonomy places the organism in Eukaryota, Fungi, Ascomycota, Leotiomycetes, Helotiales, Sclerotiniaceae. Bases 1 to 483 code for a protein of 160 amino acids.